Messenger RNA from Onychomys torridus (southern grasshopper mouse), 942 nucleotides. RefSeq names its product transmembrane and immunoglobulin domain containing 2 (gene Tmigd2). Gene Ontology annotation, biological process: B cell differentiation; B cell receptor signaling pathway. Lineage: Eukaryota; Metazoa; Chordata; Mammalia; Rodentia; Cricetidae. The record is from RefSeq and is a predicted model, not a curated record. Bases 8 to 784 code for a protein of 258 amino acids. The transcript is spliced from 5 exons. Gene Ontology annotation, cellular component: B cell receptor complex; external side of plasma membrane.
UUCAGGGAUGGGGUCUCCCGGCUGGGCAUUCAUCCUGCUGCAGCUCUGGGGCCUGCAGGGAGCUGUGAGCCUGAGUGUGCAGCAGUGGCCCCCGAGGGUGAGGGUGACACAAGGUGACAAGAUGUUGCUGUUCUGCUGGGUGAAGCAGAGCCAGUCCUGGGAGAGGCUGCGUGUGGAGUGGGUCCGGGACAAUGUCAUUUUUUGCCACCUGCUCAUCUCCAAUGGCAGCCUCAACCCUGAGGGCUGCAGGUCUCGGGGACAGCUGUCCUGGUGGCCGCCAGCGAACCUCAGCCUGAGGCUGGACCACGUGAGCCUUAACGACAGCGGGGACUAUGUGUGCCGGGCCACCCUGGAGAUCCCCAAGUUGCAGGAGGCCAAGGGCAACGGGACCACGGUCCGGGUAGAGGCAGGUGGCCUCCAGCUGAAGGAGACCUCCCGCCCUUCAGGGCUCCUGUUGGCGCUUCUGGUGGCUGGGGCUGUGGUGGCAGCCUCGGUGGUGCUGGGUGCUGUGCUGUGGGGUCUCAGCAGGUGUCGUCGGGACUCGGGUGAGAGCACCUGCCCAGAAAAUUCUUUCUACAGCAAUGUCCUCUACCGGCCUCGGGAGAGUCCACGCAGGCUUCAGGACCUGCCUAAGGAGAAGGACACAGCCAGGGACCAGAGAGCCCAGGCCAUCUAUCUCACCACCUUCCCCAAGCCUGCCCCACGCCAGCAGCUUCCUGUCAACAAACCCAGCCCCAGGCCCAGGCCUGGCCAUGCCAUCUCUGUCCACUGUGACAAGCCCUAGGAGGUAGGGACAGGCCACAUGCCAAGAGGGAUCCUGGAGGUCGAAAGAGGCACUGAAGACCCCUGAGAACCCAAAGUGGACCUGGACAAGAGCUGUGUGAGGGCGGGGAUGUCUGACAGCUACAGGCUGAGAUCAAUGAUGUGACCCAGGGACUGUUA